This is a messenger RNA of Dama dama (fallow deer), 6338 nucleotides long. It is a transcript of the gene TMTC3, whose product is annotated as transmembrane O-mannosyltransferase targeting cadherins 3. NCBI's taxonomy places the organism in Eukaryota, Metazoa, Chordata, Mammalia, Artiodactyla, Cervidae. The record is from RefSeq and is a predicted model, not a curated record. The coding region runs from base 221 to 2977 and encodes 918 amino acids. Gene Ontology annotation, biological process: protein O-linked glycosylation via mannose. The transcript is spliced from 14 exons. Gene Ontology annotation, cellular component: endoplasmic reticulum. Gene Ontology annotation, molecular function: mannosyltransferase activity; protein binding.
UGCAGUGCGGGAAGCUGCGGCGGUACCGAGGUGCGGGGGAACCGCCCGGAGGCGGGAGGCGCAGCGGCCGAGGCGUGUCUGCGCUGGUGACCUGAGAGAGACCCAACAUGACUGUACCUUCGGUGGCGUCGCUCGCCGGACCGCUCUUCCCGAGGUUUCUCUAAGUCAACCCCGGGUGGAACUGCUCCCAGGUGACGUCAGAUACUGUCCACGAGUGCUUAUGGAAAAGAUGGCUGAUAUUAACCUCAAAGAAGUAACCUUAAUAGUUGGUGUGGUUGCUGUUUGCUAUUGGAAUAGCCUGUUUUGUGGUUUUGUUUUUGACGAUGUUUCAGCAAUACUGGAUAAUAAAGACCUGCAUCCAUCUACACCUUUAAAAACUUUAUUUCAGAAUGAUUUCUGGGGGACCCCUAUGUCUGAAGAGAGAAGCCACAAGUCUUACCGUCCCUUAACAGUAUUGACAUUUCGCUUAAAUUAUCUGUUCAGUGAACUAACACCAAUGUCAUAUCAUCUCCUAAAUAUGAUUUUUCAUGCUGUGGUUAGUGUGAUAUUUCUGAAAGUCUGCAGACUUUUUCUGAAUAACCAGAGUAGUAUGAUUGCCUCUUUACUUUUUGCAGUGCACCCAAUACACACAGAAGCAGUAACAGGUGUUGUAGGACGAGCAGAGCUCCUGUCCUCUGUCUUUUUUCUGGCUGCGUUUUUGUCAUACACUAAAUCAAAAGGACCAGGUAACUCCAUAGCGUGGACUCCAAUUGCAUUGACAGUUUUUUUAGUGGCUGUUGCAACACUGUGUAAAGAACAAGGAAUAACAGUUGUGGGAAUUUGCUGUGUAUAUGAAGUAUUUAUUGCCCAAGGGUAUACUUUGCCAUUGUUAUGUACUACUGCUGGACAGUUUCUUCGUGGAAAGGGUAGUAUUCCAUUUUCUAUGCUGCAGACACUAAUAAAACUCAUUGUUUUGAUGUUCAGCACACUGUUACUUGUUGUGAUUAGAGUCCAGGUUAUUCAGUCGCAACUUCCAGUGUUCACCAGGUUUGAUAACCCAGCUGCUGUAAGCCCAACUCCUACAAGGCAGCUGACUUUUAACUACCUGCUUCCUGUGAAUGCUUGGCUUCUAUUAAAUCCUUCAGAGCUCUGCUGUGAUUGGACCAUGGGAACAAUACCACUGAUAGAGUCAUUUCUAGAUGUUCGAAAUCUUGCCACGUUUAUUUUUUUUUGCUUUUUGGGAGCUUUGGGAGUAUUUAGUCUCAGAUAUCCUAGUAAUUCCUCCAAGACUGUUUUAAUGGCGCUUUGUUUAAUGGCAUUACCAUUUAUUCCUGCAUCAAAUCUUUUUUUCCCAGUUGGAUUUGUUGUUGCUGAGCGAGUAUUAUAUGUUCCUAGCAUGGGGUUCUGUAUUUUGGUAGCCCAUGGAUGGCAGAAAAUAUCAAACAAAAGUGUAUUUAAAAAGUUAUCCUGGGUUUGUCUAUCUUUGGUGAUAUUCACUCAUGCCUUAAAAACACUCCACAGGAAUUGGGAUUGGGAGUCUGAAUAUACGCUGUUUAUGUCAGCCUUGAAGGUAAAUAAAAAUAAUGCCAAAUUAUGGAAUAAUGUGGGUCAUGCUCUGGAAAAUGAAAAAAACUUUGAGAGAGCUUUGAAAUACUUCUUACAGGCUACGCAUGUUCAGCCAGAUGAUAUUGGCGCCCACAUGAAUGUAGGAAGAACUUACAAAAAUUUAAAUAGAACCAAAGAAGCUGAAGAAUCUUACAUGACAGCUAAGUCGCUGAUGCCUCAAAUUAUUCCUGGUAAAAAAUAUGCAGCCAGAAUUGCACCUAACCAUUUAAAUGUUUAUAUUAAUCUGGCUAACCUGAUCCGAGCAAAUGAGUCCCGACUGGAAGAAGCAGAUCAGCUGUACCGACAAGCAAUAAGCAUGAGGCCAGACUUCAAGCAGGCUUACAUUAGCAGAGGAGAAUUGCUUCUAAAAAUGAAUAAACCUGUCAAAGCAAAAGAAGCAUAUCUUAAAGCCCUAGAGCUGGACAGAAAUAAUGCAGAUCUUUGGUACAACUUGGCAAUUGUUCAUAUUGAACUUAAGGAACCAAAUGAUGCGCUGAAAAACUUUAAUCAUGCUUUAGAACUAAAUCCAAAGCAUAAACUAGCAUUAUUUAAUUCUGCUAUAUUAAUGCAAGAAUCAGGAGAAGUUAGACUCAGACCUGAAGCUAGAAAACGACUUUUAAGCUAUAUAAAUGAAGAGCCACAAGAUGCUAAUGGUUAUUUCAAUUUGGGAAUGCUUGCCAUGGAUGACAAAAAGGACUCUGAAGCAGAGAUGUGGAUGAAGAAAGCCAUAAAAUUACAAGCCGACUUCAGAAGUGCUUUGUUUAAUCUGGCUCUCCUGUAUUCUCAGACUGCAAAGGAAUUAAUGGCUUUGCCAGUCUUGGAGGAAUUACUCAAAUACUAUCCUGAUCAUAUCAAGGGUCUCAUUUUAAAGGGAGACAUCCUGAUGAAUCAAAAGAAAGAUAUAUAUGGAGCAAAAAAAUGUUUUGAAAAGAUUUUGGAGAUGGAUCCAAGCAAUGUGCAAGGAAAACACAAUCUCUGUGUUGUUUAUUUUGAAGAGAAGGACUUAUUAAAAGCUGAAAGAUGCCUGGUUGAAACAUUGGCAUUAGCACCGCAUGAAGAAUAUAUUCAACGCCACUUGAGUAUAGUCAGGGAUAAAAUUUCUUCAUCUAGUUUUGUAGAACAACCUAUAUUCCCAGCUGGUAAGACUUCAGGUGUAGAAGGAGAUAAAAUUCCGACUGAAAAUGUAAAAGAAAUAAAAAGCGAGCCCAGACCUACACAGAUAAUAAAAACAAAUGAUAAUAAGAGUCAAUCUAAAGCCAGCAAACAAUUAGGAAAAAAUAUAGACAAAGAAAUUCCCCAGAAAACAACAAAAGAAAUCAAAGAAAUUGAGAAGAAAAGAGUUGCUGCUUUAAAAAGACUAGAAGAGAUUGAACGUAUUUUAAAUGGUGAAUAGCAUUACUCUUUAUCAUGUGACAGGGUUUCAAAGAACUUCAGUCUAUAUCAUGUGAUUACUUAUACUGGGAGCUUUGAAAAAUAGCAAGCAUACUAAGAGUCUCUCAUGAGCUGCCUCUACGUAGUAUCAAAAUAAGAUUUUCAUUAAAGACCCUUUCAUUACCCCAGGAUAUGUUUUGUAUUUGACAGUAGUUCUUUGAGUUUUGGGGACUGUAGCAGAAAUUUCAGUAAUCACAGGUGGCAAAUCUGUAUCUUUUCUUACAGAAGGCAGAUUCUUUCAGCAGAAUAAUACUGACUACUCUCAAUUAAAAAUAAUCUGAGGUCUGAAUGAUAAUCCCAUGGUGGCAAAUCCAACAUGUGCUGGUUUAUUCUGUGAAUUCACAUUGAUUAGCUAACCACGAUUUCCUUUAACUAUUGGAGUCUGACUGUGAGUUGAAAACACUAUUGAACACAUACUUUUUUCCUUUGUGACCUUCUAUUUAACCAAGGGACUUUGCACUACAAAAGAAUACUGGCUGGCUUUCUUUACUUUGUAUUCUUUUUUGAUUUUUAGAAGGAAAGCCAGAUGAGACAUUUUAAAAUAAGUCACUUGACAUGUUAGCUUUAGAAUGUAUUAAUAUUUCCAUAACUGUGUACUUGUCCUUAACUUCCCUAUCUAUAUGGCAGUUUUUAAUCAGGGAAAGUUUUAAAUAAGUAUAUAUACACACAUUUCUGAUGGUGCUCAUUUAUACUGGACUUUCAUUUCUUUUGUGUACUGAGUUUCACAGCCUGAACCACAUAAUCAUUGACUCUGACUUUUAUUUCCCAAACUAUUCCUGUUUCUUAGGGUCAUAGUCAUAUUGAGAAAUCCCAGUAAGUAUAACUUCAUUAAACUUUUGAGUUAAAAAUGUAGGAAGAUUCUCUUUCAUGUUAGUGUUAAUCUUUCUAGUGUUACUUGAAUUUUAAUUUUGUUUCCAAAACACACCUUAAUUAGAUACCUAAAUUGAGUUCUGUUUAACUGAAGGCAAAACAAUAUGACAGUUUAUUUUUAAACACUAAGUUCUUGAUAGCUAGUUAUGGUGUAUAUUUUUAUUAAAUAUUUAUUUUGACUACUGAGCUUUCAUAAAAUUUUUAACACUUUUAAUUCCAUCAAGUAUGGGAAAUGCUAUUGCAUUUUUUUUCUCUGCACACAUAUAUUAUUUGUUGUUAUUGUUCAGUUGCUCAGUCAUAUCCAACUCUUUGAGACCCCAUGGACUGCAACAUGCCAGGCUUCCAAGGCAUAUAUUAUAGUUUAACCAAAAUUUCAUCAUGUUUGGCCUACUGUCCAGCUAGAAGAAAAGGUAAUUAGCCUAAUAUAGGAUUAGUAAAUUAGUCUGCUGGUUUUAGCACAUUUAAAGCUGAAAAGUGUUUGAAGAGUAGAUACAAAUCAAUUUAUUAAUUUAAAUCUGAUUUUUUUCUUGAGUUAAAUUGUGUUUUAUAAUACUAAUAUAGUUGGUUUUAGUUUAAAAUGUUAAAGCUCAAGCUAUCAUCCUGCAAUAGUAACUAAUUUCUAAUAAUGUAGCAUUUCAAAAACUAUUUCUGUUCCUUUGAGAUAAUUUCUAAUGUUUCAAAAACCACAUUCUUGUAACUUUUUUCUUAAAUGUUUUAUAAAUAGAUCAUAAGAAACAUGGUCUGCAUUAAAGACCCACUUUUACUAGGUUCUCUGAGGCUCUGUCAUAGAUUAUUUUUUAGGCAAUAUAAACCAAGCACUGACAACAGUGGUUAAGUUCAUUUUUGAUUCAUUAAAGCAUUAAAGCAAUACCUAAUUUCAAUUUUUAAAUUACAGCUUUGUUACUCUAGAUAUAUGAUGGCGAAUACCUCAUAUACUAUGACUUGAAAAAUGAAAUUGUUGUUACAUUUUCUGCACAUAUCUUGAGAAGUUUGAGUUUACUGUCUUCUUUUACAAUAUCAAGUGAGGAUAGUUGUGAAAAGGCAAUCUUUUAUGACAGCAGACCAUAAUAAAAACUUUGAAUAAUAUUUUAAUAAAAUUAUGUAAGUAUUCAAAAGAUAUAUUAAUAUUAUCUAAUGAUUUUUACAGAAAAAAAUGUUCUCCAUAUAGAACUUAAAAUAAUGCCAGUCAUGUUGGAAAUGUUCAUAUUUUGGCUAAUUUAUUUAAAUCAAAUUCACUGUAAUAAUUUUUCCAAAUCAUUGUUUCUAAACCUUCCUUUCAUAUUAGAAUCAUCUAGACUCCACCCUACAACAGUGAAAUCUGAAUUUCUUAUUGUCAAGCUGUGCUUCAGUUUUUCCAAAGGCUCUCAGAGUGAUUCUAAUUCAUAGUGAGGGUUAAGGACCACUAGUCUAAAUUAGUUCAAGAAAAUCUUCCCUCUCCCAUGUUAACUUUUCAACUAGUGAUAUAAUCCAAUUAAUUUCUGAUGCUUUAACUUCAUUAAGGAAUAUGUUCUUCUGAUACCUAGUAUUUAUUUCCUCUUAAGUUUCAUCAAACUUAUGUAUAAGAUUAUUUCUUCUCUUUAAAUUCAUAAUACAAAUUUUAUUCAAAUUGUUCAGGUGAAAAAGGGAAUGAAUAUUUUUUUCCUAUGGAGCUGCCAUUUUGGGGAAAUGGAGUGUAGGGAUAUUUUAGCCCAGUUCACUAACUUGUUCCAGAGUUGUAAGCAUCUUUAAGUUUGUAAAAGAAAGCUUAUCAUAGGUUUAUGUAUUAGUAAGGAGAUGUAGUUUUAGUUCUUGCUGUUUUACAAAAGAACCUACUCUCUAGGAGUUGUAGGAAAGCUUUGACAAUCCCCAAGGGGUAAUUGUGCUACAUUUUCCUUCACUGCUUCUCAGAAGGAAGAAUUAACUCUCAUACUGUUCCUAUAUGUGUUUCCUUACUAACAUUCAGAAUUGGGAAUUUUGUCUUAUAAUAAUUAUUCCAGUAAGUAAUUUUUAUGAAGUUGAUAACUUGGAGGAUAAAACAAAUAUGUUUGCAAUUUUGUCUUUACCUUUAUGUAGAUAUCUGGAAUGUGACUUACUCAAGUCUAUAAAACCUCAUGCCUUUCAUCUAAUUUGAGCUCUCAACUUCAUGUCCAGAAUGCUUCUUUAAAGAUGCUUUAAUGAAAAAUAUUAUGAAAAUAUAUAGAUUUGUAUGUCAAUUUAUACUUCAGAAAUCCAUAUAUUUGUCAUAUUUAUUUUUUUAAAAACCUCCUAAUUGUCUGCAUGACUAAGUGGUAUUUAAAAUGAAACCUCAAAUAUAUCUGGUACCUUUGUCUGUAGAGUUUUGUUGGAAAAUGUCACCAUCCUUGUUAAAAUUUCAUAAAAUAGUUGCUAGUUGUAUGCAUUUUAUAUUUCUAUGGCAUCUGUGUGUACCAUAUUUCUAAGUAUUCAGUAUUAAAUUGAUACUUUUUAAAUGUUAA